CAGACCCUCUGCUCACCUGAACAGUCCAAUCAUGAGGCGGCGCUCUCCUCUUCUUCCUCUCUCUCUCCUCUUCUUCUUCUCCUUCUUCGUCUCGGUCGGAGCAGAGACGGAGUCAGGGUUCAGGAUCUGUGCGUACAACGUUCAAAAGUUCGACAGCGAGAAAGCUGCAGACUACAGAGUGAUGCACACUUUGAUGAAGAUCGUGGCUCGUUGUGAUAUCUGUCUCCUGCAGGAUGUGAGAGAUCCGAGCGGCUCAGCCAUCAAAACUCUGGUGUCUUCUCUCAGCAGGGGAACUGACAGGUACGAGGAUGAAAAAUUCCAGGCGGUGUCCAGUAAGAGUUUGGGACGCUCUGACGCUGACCAGCAGAAAUACGUCUUCAUCUACAGGACCAAGAAGGUGAGCGUGGUGGACCAGUAUCAGUACCAGAACAAAGACUUUUUUGUCAGAGCGCCGUUUGUGGUUCGAUUCAAAGGCAAAAAAACUGCGAUCAAAGACUUCAUUCUGGUUCCUCUGCACAGCGAACCCAGCAGAGCCGCGCAGGAGAUCGACCGACUAGUCGACGUCUUCGAGGACGUCAGCAAGAAGUGGAACAACACGAAUGUGAUGUUUUUAGGAGACUUCCACGCCGGCUGCGCCUACGUGACCCGACACAGUAAGAAAAGCAUCAGACUGUUCAGCGGGUCAAAGUUCUCCUGGCUGAUCGGAGACAAACUGGACACGACGGUCUCUGAUGAGACCAGCUGUGCAUAUGACAGGAUCGUGGUACAUGGAAAGCCCUUCGUGAAGGCGAUCGUGCCGUACUCUGCAAAAGUCUUCAACGUUGCCAAAGAGUUCAAACUAAUGAAGUCUAAGGUGUUGCAGGUGAGCGAUCACUUACCUGUGGAGGUGAGACUGAAAAGCUCGGCCCCUCUCCUCCAAGCCACGCCCCUCCUGAUCCUGCUCGGCGUCUCUGUGAUCGUCUCAUCCUUCCUGUCCGCUCUGUGAUCGUCGUGUCCUUCCAGUCCGCUCUGUGAUCGUCUGGUCCUUCCUGUCCGCUCUGCGAUCGACUGGUCCUUCCUGUUCACUCUGUGAUCGUCUCAUCCUUCUUGUCCGCUCUGCGAUCGUCUGGUCCUUCUUGUCCGCUCUGCGAUCGUCUGGUCCUUCCUGUCCGCUCUGUGAUCGUCUGGUCCUUCCUGUCUGCUCUGUGAUCGACUGGUCCUU
Molecule: messenger RNA, 1201 nt
Organism: Scomber japonicus (chub mackerel)
Lineage: Eukaryota; Metazoa; Chordata; Actinopteri; Scombriformes; Scombridae
Product: deoxyribonuclease-1-like 2
Exons: 10
Coding region: 32-985 (317 amino acids)
Biological process (GO): DNA catabolic process
Cellular component (GO): nucleus
Molecular function (GO): DNA nuclease activity
Source: RefSeq, a predicted model, not a curated record